AUGUUUCAUGACGACGAUAAUAUGAAUUUUAUCAUUUUACUCACGCCUCCACCACAAUUCAAUUACGAUAACAAUCAAAUGCCCAAUAUUGGAUACCAACCUAAUGGUGCAGGCUACGGUAACGUGUACAACAAUCCGACUGGAUGUGCAAAACUUCAAUGUCAAUCGAACACUGGUUGCAUUCCAUGUAGCCAAUAUCCAGCAGAUGCCACGAAUUUAUACUCUGGCUCAAAUCCUGUCAACUAUGACCAGAACGGGUACAGUAAUCCAGCUGGAGUGAAUCAGAACACACCGUUUGGAUACCCUACACAGAACAACGGCUACGUCAAUCAGAACAAUGGCUACGGUAAUCAGAAUGCUGACCAAGGUCAGCCAGUCGGCUCUGGCUAUGGCUACGAGCAGGGCAACAAUCAGUACCAGCCGGCGGGUUCUGCUAACGAGUUCGGUGUGUACUAUGAUCAAAAUGUAAGUUUGCAAGGGUUCCUUAGAAUAUUGCUCCCAUCCAUUUGA
This is a messenger RNA of Haemonchus placei, 510 nucleotides long. The record is from the annotation of a GenBank genome assembly. NCBI's taxonomy places the organism in Eukaryota, Metazoa, Nematoda, Chromadorea, Rhabditida, Trichostrongylidae.